CCGGAAGCGGUUCCGGGACUUGCCGGAGCCAAUAUGGAGCCUGCCGGGGCUGCGGGGCCUGGGGGAGGCCGGUGAGGGAGGGGCCCGACGCAGAGCGGGCGCGCGGCGCGGCGCCGAGCCGGGGACGCUCCAGGCCUCUCCUGCGAGUGCCCGGCCCUGCGGCUGGCAGAGCCGCCGGGACCAUGUCCCUGGGCGAGUACGAGCGGCACUGCGACUCCAUCAACUCCGACUUCGGCAGCGAGUCCUCGGGCCGGGGCGGGCCCCGCGCGGGCCCCAGCCUGGGCGCCGAGCAGGAGGAGCUGCACUACGCCCCCAUCCGCAUCCUGGGCCGCGGCGCCUUCGGGGAGGCCACUCUCUACCGCCGGACCGAGGAUGACUCGCUUGUGGUGUGGAAGGAGGUGGAUCUGACCCGACUAUCAGAAAAAGAGCGUCGUGAUGCUUUGAAUGAAAUAGUUAUCCUUGCUCUGUUGCAGCAUGACAACAUCAUUGCUUACUACAAUCAUUUCAUGGAUAACACCACACUGCUGAUUGAGCUGGAAUAUUGUAAUGGGGGGAACCUCUACGAUAAGAUCCUGCGGCAGAAAGACAAGUUGUUUGAGGAAGAGAUGGUGGUGUGGUACCUAUUUCAGAUUGCAUCAGCCGUGAGCUGUAUCCAUAGAGCUGGAAUCCUUCACAGAGAUAUAAAGACAUUAAAUAUCUUCCUCACCAAGGCAAACCUGAUUAAGCUGGGAGACUAUGGGUUGGCAAAGAAGCUGAACUCUGAGUACUCCAUGGCUGAGACUCUGGUGGGAACUCCAUACUACAUGUCCCCAGAGCUCUGCCAGGGGGUGAAAUACAACUUCAAAUCUGAUAUCUGGGCUGUGGGCUGUGUUGUCUUUGAGCUUCUCACCCUGAAGAGAACCUUUGAUGCUACAAAUCCCCUAAACCUGUGUGUGAAGAUUGUACAGGGUAAUCGGGCCAUGGAGGUUGAUUCCAGUGUCUAUUCCCUGGAGCUGAUCCAGAUGGUGCACUCCUGCCUCGAUCAGGAUCCUGAGAAGAGGCCAACUGCUGAUGAGCUGCUUGAACAUGUUCUUCUCAGCAAACGCAGGAGGGAGAUGGAGGAGAAAGUCACGCUGCUUAAUGGGCCAACCAAACGGCCAAGGUCCAGCACCGUCAGUGAGACACCAAUUGCAGUGGUGACUUCGCGCACUAGUGAGGUGUAUGUUUGGGGGGGUGGGAAGUCCACCCCCCAGAAGCUGGAUGUCAUCAAAAGUGGCUGCAGUGCGCGCCAGGUGUGUGCUGGAAACACUCACUUUGCUGUGGUGACGGUGGAGAAGGAGCUCUACACUUGGGUGAAUAUGCAGGGGGGCACAAAGCUGCAUGGCCAGCUGGGGCAUGGAGACAAAGCUUCCUACCGGCAGCCAAAGCGUGUGGAGAAGUUGCAGGGGAAGGCUAUCCACCAGGUGUCCUGUGGGGAUGACUUUACCGUUUGCAUCACAGAUGAAGGCCAGAUGUAUGCCUUUGGCUCGGACUAUUAUGGCUGCAUGGGUGUUGACAAGGCAUUUGGCUCUGAAGUCCUGGACCCCCUGCAGCUGGACUUCUUCCUCAGCAACCCUGUGGAGCAGGUCUCCUGUGGAGAUAAUCAUGUGGCUGUUCUGACCAGAAACAGAGAGGUCUACUCGUGGGGCUGUGGGGAGUAUGGGCGCCUGGGUUUGGAUUCUGAAGAGGAUCACUACACCCCUCAGAAGGUGGAUGUUCCAAAGACCUUGAACAUUGUCUCAGUCCAGUGUGGCUGUGAUGGGACUUUCCUGCUGACCCAGACUGGCAAAGUGCUGGCAUGUGGACUCAACGAGUUCAACAAACUGGGCCUGAACCAAUGCACGUCUGGGAUCAUCAACCAUGAUACCUACUAUGAAGUUCCCUACACAACUUCCCUUACUCUGGCCAAGCAGCUCUCCUUCUACAAGAUCCGCACCAUUGCCCCAGGAAAGACGCACACAGCUUCCAUAGAUGAGCGGGGCCGCUUGCUGACCUUCGGCUCCAACAAGUGUGGACAGCUGGGCAUUGGUGACUAUAAGAAGCAUCUGGGAAUUAACCUGCUGGGAGGCCCCCUUGGGGGUAAGCAGGUGAUCAGGGUUUCAUGUGGAGAUGAAUUCACCAUAGCUGCUACUGACGAUAACCAUAUCUUUGCCUGGGGCAAUGGUGGGAACGGACGUCUGGCAAUGACACCGACAGAGAGAGCUCAUGGCUCUGAUAUUUGUACUUCAUGGCCUCGGCCCAUUUUUGGGUCCCUGCAUCACGUUCCAGAUCUGUCCUGCCGCGGCUGGCACACCAUUCUCAUUGUUGAAAAGGUGCUGAAUUCCAAAACCAUCCGAUCCAACAGUAGUGGCUUGUCCAUCGGUACAGUGGCUCAGAGCUCCACAACUGGUGGAGGAGAGGAGGAGGAAAAUGAACGGGAAUCUGAAACCCCUGAUCCAAGUGGAGGCUUUCGGGGAACCAUGGAAGCAGAUCGUGGAAUGGGGGGCUGGAUCAGUGCAACAGAGGCCAUGGGGGACAGCAAUGCCGACAGCAGCUCCUGCCCUGGCUGGCUGCGUAAGGAACUGGAGAAUGCUGAAUUCAUCCCCAUGCCUGACAGCCCCUUUCCUAUGAGCACAGACUCUUCAGAGCCUGAAAAGGAGACUCUUCCCUAUCAGGAACUUCAAGGACUGAAAGUGGCCUCUGAUGCUCCUGCUGAAUUCAACAAGCCCAAGACAGAGCCCCAGAUGUGUUCAGCUCCAGCCCUGCCCUGUGUGGAAGGAAAGGCAGCGUCUCCAGCUGCAGCCUGUGUGUGCAGCACUUUGCAAACUGAGGUGGAGCGGCUGCAGGGGUUGGUGUUACAGUGUCUGGCUGACCAACAGAAGCUGCAGCAGGAAACCAGUCGUCUCAGUGCCCAGCUCCAGAGGUUCUGCAGGGGGACGGAGGGAAUGCAGCAGCUGCAGGCUCAUUCCAAAGGAACCCAGACAGCCAAAGAAGAGAUGGAAACUGAUCCAAAAACUGACUUGGAUUCAGAUUCCUGGUGUCUCUUGGGAACGGACUCAUGCCGCUCCAGCCUCUAGUCUCCUGAGCCUACUGGGAUCCAUCCAACUUCACAACACACUAACUGAAUGCAGAAAGCGGCUUUCCUGGCUUCAGGUCACGCACUGAUAAGGAGCGAGGGCGGAGGCUCCAGAGCAGCACCCAUGUACGUUUGGUGGGAGACACCUCCUUUAGAUAUGAUCUAGGAGUGAGUUUUGAGAGGGGUAGGGUCCUGAGCUCUGGGCAAUGGUCAGCUCAGUGAUUAUGGCAGCAGCAGCAGCUCUUCUCUGUACCUCAUCCAUCAAUCCUGCCCUUGAGGCAAGACGACCCUGGACCCAUCGUGGUGAUGGCUCCAGUAGCAGCUUGUGGCCCUUUUGUUUCACUGCUUCCUAAGAGCUGCCCUUGGGACCCCAGCAUUAGUCACUGCACCUCUAGGUGAGAGAGCGAGAACCAUUGAGUACGGAAGCUGGCUGAACCCUAACUCCCCACCUUCACUUUAGAGCAGUGAACUCUGAGCUGCUCCCAGCCAUUAUGACAAUGGACAGGGCCCUGCCUGUGGAACAGCUCAAUGCUGCUCACGGGCAAACAGAGCCUUGAAUGUGUUUUACUCUGGAGGCAGUGGGGAGAUGGUGAUAGAAAGCAUGUCCCUGGCCUGAGAUGCAGCCUUUGUCCAUACAGCUGUGUGCCCUAGUCCUACAGAUGAAGUUUAAAUGCCUUAUUCUGAGGGCCUAGCACUCAGCUAAUGCUUUCCACCCUCCAAGCACUGCUCAAAAAGGAAAACUGGAUUUAGUUUCCAGUUGUAGCAGAGGGAACUGCUUGAGAUAGGGUUCUUGAGUUCAGACUGGCUGCUUCCUAACCAGAAAAGGUGUGUCUGGAUCUCAGGCUGUGGCACACUCAUUACUCCAUCUGUUCAGCUAGUUUUGGGUGCCAGAGCUCCUCUUGUCAUGUCUGGUUUCUCAGAGUGAGUCCAUUGCUGCUCCUGGCUUUUUCUACUUAUCCCUCACCGUAAGCUGGCACAGUCUCAAUGCUGGUGUGGGCCUCGUCAGUAUUUUUUUCCCCUCCAUUGUUUUGACAAAGUGGGAGCACAGCUGUCCCCUCAGCAUGGGUCUCUCCUGCAGUGUACACAGAAGGCAUCUUUCCCAAGGGCAGUAGAUGGUUAGGCCUCAGUCUAAAGCUCACCCCUUCUCUAGCUGCACAAGGUUCUCUCUUCCAAGGAACUUGAAGUGGCCUGACAUUUGAAACUUUCCCAUAUCCCUAGUAGGGAAUGAGAGUUUUCUAAAUUUGUUUAACAAAUUGGCUUGGGGUGGAUUUUUGGGUUGGGAUGGGCCUCUAGGGGGAAACUAGUCCCUCACCCUUCCCCAAGGUGGGGCUUCUAGGAAGCAGAGUCUUCUCCUCCCAUGCAAUGGGGUGGGGUUGUGAUUUCAUUAUCCCUAAAACUGUCUCCAUCACCGGUGUGUCUCUAGUUUUGCCUUGAAUCUUUCAAUGAGAGCUAUUUCACCUGCCUUAGACUUUUCUUCCCUUGUGGGGACUGUUUAAGGGUGCUAACGUCUUUCUUGAUGAAAUUCUCUACCUGGGGACAGAUGCCAAAGCAUCCUGCUUGGAGUCAGUGCUCUCUUAGGUUCUUCUCUAGUGCCUAUCACUGUAGUAUACUAGAGCUGAAUCAAAUGCAGUCUGUUCUGAGCAGGAACCUGGGCAGAGUUAGACCUCAGUCUGGCUGUCCUUAUCGUUGUAGAGCGGGAAGGAGAGAGACAGCCCCAAUGUAGGGUCUUGAAUGCCAGAAGUUCAAGCGUUGCUUGGUUACUGUUGGUGACACUGUCUUCUCUUCUCCCAUAUGUAUUGGAGUCAGUUCUCAGGUUAGGAGUCCCAGCAUAAGAAUUCUUUUGCUGCAGUGGAGAUGGAGUCUGUCAUGUUGCAGCAGUGGCUUUGAGAAGGAGUGAAGUACUAAGCCUAAGCCAUGUCCAAUAAGCGAGCACCAAGCUGAUGGGAGUUGCUCUCCUGCAGUGCACUGCUAUCUCCUUUCUCAAUGCUCUACAGCUGGGAAGACUGGAUUCCCCUUGGAUCUAGUAGAGGAUUCAGAUCCCUGGCAGAGGGUGUCCUGUGCUCCACAACCUCAUAUGUGCCUUAGAGGAUUCACGCUAUACAAGUUGUGCCUAUUACAGACCAGCUAGCUGUGCAACCAGAAAAGCAGUUUAAACCCAGUUUUGGGCUGGAAAGUGAAGGGCAAGUGGGUAGAAGUGCCUUUGAACAGUUUCAAAACCCUUUUGACUUCUCCCCUUUUUGCAUUGCUAGCUCCAUACGUCAGUCUCCUGCUAGUUUUGCUCUUGAGUUGUUAUAGUGGAACACGACUUAUGCCUGCUCUGACACUGGCAGAAUAACUAGUUUGUCAUUAUCUUUCUUUGAAAGAUUAAAGAGUGGAGUGGUUUGUAGUUUGUUUAAAUAAAUGUUUAAACUAA
This is a messenger RNA of Chelonia mydas (Green sea turtle), 5486 nucleotides long. RefSeq names its product NIMA related kinase 9 (gene NEK9). The record is from RefSeq and is a predicted model, not a curated record. Gene Ontology annotation, molecular function: protein kinase activity; protein kinase binding; ATP binding. NCBI's taxonomy places the organism in Eukaryota, Metazoa, Chordata, Testudines, Cheloniidae. The transcript has 22 exons. Gene Ontology annotation, cellular component: centrosome. Gene Ontology annotation, biological process: protein phosphorylation. The coding region runs from base 183 to 3074 and encodes 963 amino acids.